AUGGCCUUUCAAAAGUGUUUAGAGGACGGGCCCAUACAGGAAGUGGACUUGCACAUACAGGACAUACAGGAAGUUGACGUGGAUCCGGCGGGACGCGAGGCGGACGACAGCAGCAGCAGCGACGACGAUGACUCGAGUGACACGAGCGUCCUGGUGGUGCCGCACCCGGAGCUGGUCCCUGUGGUCUUCUUCUGUAUGAAACAGACCACGUGUCCACGAAGUCUCUGCAUCAGGAUGGUCUGCAGCCCUUGGUUCGAGCGCGUCAGUAUGAUGGUGAUCCUCCUCAACUGUGUCACUCUGGGAAUGUACCAGCCGUGUGAGAACAUCGACUGCUCCUCCGACCGCUGCCAGAUACUACAGAAACAACUUCUAGCUGCUGACCACUUGCAAGUUGUGUCCGAGCAAUUGUUUAAAGUUGCUCAGUGUAUUCCAUCAAAAGUGGGCUGGCUUAUAACAAACAUCACAUGUAUCCUGAAGAAUUCCUCUGAGCCAGGCCUAGAGAUCCCAGGACCCAACAUCAGCGCACACGCGAACAGCAUACCACGUAUGAUCACAAAGCUCCGACUACACAAGACGACCACGGAGCAGACAGAGCAGAAGACAGCAGAACGAGACAUAGAUAGCGAGCCACAAGCAGACAACACCACAGGACGACCAGCAGCACACAGCACGAACUGGAGCAGACGCAGCAGACGGAAGCGCACACGCAAGCACGACACGACGACGCACACCGGACAAGCAGACUCAAGAGACGACAGCGAAUCAGACUACAGUCGAAGCAGACGCACAGCGAGCAGAGCGCUAACGGAGCAGACAGAGCAGACCAGGAGCAGGCAGAGCAGAAACAGGCACACGGCAAGCGAACACACACAGCGACAGCGGACGCAACGGAGAGACAGAGCAGACAGACAAACAGCGGCACAACAAGACAAGCACAAGCCACAAGAGCUACAGUGCACACAAAUCGGACAGCCAAACCGCAGACGCACAGCACACACGCCGCAACCCGAGAAGCACACCGACACCACAACGAUGGUGGAAUACUCCCUGGAUUUACAGAACAUCAACUUCACCGCCAUCAGGACAGUGCGGGUACUGCGUCCUCUCAAAGCCAUCAACAGAGUCCCCAGCAUGCGUAUCCUGGUGAACCUGCUCCUGGACACUCUCCCCAUGUUGGGAAACGUUCUCCUCCUCUGCUUCUUCGUCUUCUUCAUCUUCGGCAUCAUCGGCGUGCAGCUGUGGGCGGGGCUUCUGAGGAACAGGUGUUACCCCGAGCACAACUUCACCCUCUCCUCGGGCCUCUCCCUGCCAAAGCCGUACUACAUGGCGGACGAGGAUGACGAGCGCCCCUUCAUCUGCUCUCUGCCCUGGGACAACGGCAUCAUGUCGUGCGGGGACGUGCCGGCGCGCAGGGAGGGGGGACGCACCUGCUGCCUGGACAAGGACGACGCCCUCUACAGGCAGAGUCUGGGCCUGGCCGUGGAGCCUCUGACCAACGGCAGCGUGAGCGUGGCCGGACUCUGCGUCAACUGGAACCAGUACUACACCCGCUGUGGGACGGGGCACAGGAACCCGCACAAAGGAGCCAUCAACUUCGACAACAUCGCCUACGCCUGGAUCGUCAUAUUCCAGGUGAUCACUCUGGAGGGCUGGGUGGAGAUCAUGUACUACGUGAUGGACGCUCACUCCUUCUACAACUUCAUCUACUUCAUCCUCCUCAUCAUCGUGGGCUCGUUCUUCAUGAUAAACCUGUGCCUGGUCGUCAUAGCGACGCAGUUCUCGGAGACGAAGCAGCGCGAGCACCAGCUGAUGCAGGAGCAGCGGGCGCGGUGCUCGUCCAUGUCCACGCUGGCGUCCGAACCCGGCGACUGCUACGAGGAGCUGUUCCAGCUCGUGUGCCACAUGCUCCGAAAGCUGCGGCGCCAGGCGGUGAACUCCAUCUACGCCCUCCGAGGAAAACCACGAGGGUUCAGGGGGGCGGGCAGGGGCCGAGCGGAGGAGCCCCGAGAGAGGAGGGUGAACGGGAGAGGAGGGAGGGAGAAGAGGCCCCGGAACAGACACGCUCUUCCGUGUCCUCACCACUCCAAAGCCGACGGCGCCGAGUCCGAGCCGUGCCCCCAGUGCUCCCGGGCCCCGUGCGACGGGGCGGGGCCUAAGCCCGAGGAGAAGGAGGGGGAGGAGUCAGACGGAGCGCAGGACCACGGGAAGUGCACUGCAGAUCUGUGGUUCGACACCAGGAUGAAGCUGUGGGCCAUCGUGGAGAGCAAGUACUUCAACCGCGGAAUCAUGAUCGCCAUCCUGAUCAACACCAUCAGCAUGGGAAUCGAGCACCACCAGCAGAUGUGGCUCUUCUCGUCGUGCUGUGUAACACUGAGCUCGACAUCACCGCUUCAUCACAUCGUACUCGUCCUUCGUUCGACCGUGGAGAUGCCGAGACGACUCUUACAACUAAUGGAGCAGGAGGAUGAAGAGGAACAAGAAGCUGUAGUGGCGGUGUUCGCUCAGAACCGUGUCCAGGAAGAGAGAGAAGGCAGAGGUGGACUGCCUCGUCCUCGGCCUGGAGACCUGCUGUGGCUCCUGCUCCUGCUGCAGUCUCCGGUCUCUUCCUCGUCCUCUUGUCCUUUGCCUUCCCUUGGGCGGCAUCUCAUGGGUGAAAACUUUGUGUGUACAGUACUGCUGCUACGACUCUUGUGCCUGCACGGGCAUCGCAUCAGCUUUUGUACAGGUCUCGCGAUCCUGGCAGCUCAUACGAGGCACGUGACCCGUAGGAACGACGCAGUUGACCCGUCUGGGACCCGUGCCUGGGACGCAGGAAUUCAGGGUAUAAAAACCGAGCAGAGCAGUGAGGACAUCCCGAGACUAGAGGCAGAUAAACUUCUGUCUGUCUUUAUUGAAGCAACUGUGCCGAGCUUUGGCCCUCCUCCUUCAAUCAGGCCGAAGUCCCAUCCAUACCGCACCUGGACACGGUUCGACUGCAUUCACACUGGACAAACGAACCGCUGGACAAACGAACCGCUGGACAAACGAACCGCUGGACAAACGAACCGCUGGACAAACGAACCGCUGGACAAACGAACCGCUGGACAAACGAACCGCUGGACAAACGAACCGCUGGACAAACGAACCGCUGGGCAAACGAACCGCUGGACAAACGAACCGCUGGACAAACGAGCCGCUCUUCAGGGUGUUUGUGAGAUCGUGGGACAGUCGGACGGAGGUCUCUCGGUUCUUCGUACGUUCCGUCUCCUGCGCGUCCUGAAGCUGGUGCGGUUCAUGCCCGCCCUCCGCCGGCAGCUCGUGGUCCUGAUGAAGACCAUGGACAACGUGGCCACCUUCUGUAUGCUCCUCAUGCUCUUCAUCUUCAUCUUCAGUAUUCUUGGGAUGCACAUCUUCGGCUGUAAGUUCAGUUUGAAGACGGAGACCGGAGACACUGUUCCCGACCGCAAAAACUUCGACUCUCUGCUGUGGGCCAUCGUCACUGUGUUUCAGAUCCUGACUCAGGAGGACUGGAACGUGGUCUUGUACAACGGGAUGGCCGCCACGUCGCCUCUGGCCGCUCUGUACUUCGUGGCCCUCAUGACGUUCGGGAACUACGUCCUGUUUAAUCUGCUGGUGGCCAUUCUGGUGGAGGGCUUCCAGGCCGAGGGAGAUGCAAACCGCUCGUACUCUGAGGACGACCACUCCUCCUCCAACUUCGACGAGAGCGAGAAACGUGACUCUAUAAAACUCUCAGACCCGAGGAUUUGCACUUUGACCCCGAACGGUCACCUGGAGCUGGGCUCACGAGGCUCACGAGGCUCCUACAGCUCCGACCGACGCAGCUGCGGAGAGUCCAGGAAGUCCAGCAUCCUGAGCAAAGGCAGCCUGGAGAGGAGGUCCCUGGAGAGGAGGUCCCUGGAGAGGAGGUCCCUGGAGAGGAGGUCCCUGUCUCUGCGUCACGGCCGCAGUUCCAACUACCACAACUGGGGGCGCCCUUUACCUCCACACACCGGGUGGAGCCGAAGGUCGAGCUCCAACAGUCUGGGCAGGAGGAGUUAUGGUCUGGUGGGGGGCAGCCUGCGCAUCCACAGCAGCCGCUCCCCGCACCCCUUCCCCUUCGCCCCGGAGCAAGAGUCCCUCCUGUCCCACCCGGCCUUACCCCACCACAACACCUACCACCACCCCCACUCUGGCCAGCCCCCGCCCCCUCCGCUCGCCCGCAACUACGGCACCAGGCGGGACCGGCGGGCGCUGUCCCUGGAGCUGCCCGAGAACCUGCUGAGAAACGCCAACGUGGGCAACGCGGCCAACGUGGCGAACGCUCCUCCUCCUCCGGUCGGACUCGCCCACGGCCCGCAGGACUCGGGGCGGAGGAGCGGCGGGUCGGGGGCGGGGUCGGUCACGGGGGGGUCGGUGUUGGGGUACGGGGCGGAUCACAGGGACUGUAACGGGAAAGCGCCGCACACGACGCUCAUCGCCGACGUUUAUCCUCAAGUGAACGCUCGCAAAGACCGAGCCGACCUGGACGAAGAGACGGACUACAGCAUCUGUUUCCGGGUGCAGAAGAUGAUGGAGGCGUACAAACCCGACUGGUGCGAGAGCCGAGAGGACUGGUCUGUUUACCUCUUCUCCCCACACAACAAGUUCCGGGGGCUGUGUCAGUCCAUCAUCGCUCACAAACUCUUCGAUUACGUGGUGCUGGUUUUCAUCUUCUUGAACUGCAUCACCGUCGCUCUGGAGAGGCCCCGGAUCCUGCAGGGAAGUCUGGAGCGUCUCUUUCUGACCAUCUCCAACUACAUCUUCACCGCCAUCUUUGUCGCUGAGAUGACCCUCAAGGUGGUGUCCAUGGGUCUGUACCUGGGGGAGAAGGCGUACCUCCGCAGCAGCUGGAACAUCCUGGACGGGUUCCUGGUGUUUGUGUCGCUCAUCGACAUCGUGGUGUCCAUGGCCGGAGGAGCCAAGAUCCUGGGAGUCCUGCGUGUGCUCCGACUGCUCCGGACGCUCCGCCCACUCAGGGUUAUCAGUCGAGCUCCGGGUCUGAAGUUGGUCGUAGAGACUCUGAUCACGUCUCUCAAACCCAUCGGAAACAUCGUCCUGAUCUGCUGCGCCUUCUUCAUCAUCUUCGGCAUCCUCGGAGUCCAGCUUUUCAAAGGAAAGUUCUACUACUGCGUGGGUCUCGACGUCAAAAACAUCACAAAUAAAUCCGACUGUCUGGCGGCGAGUUACCGAUGGGUGCAUCACAAGUACAAUUUUGACAAUCUGGGACAGGCUCUCAUGUCUCUGUUCGUUUUGGCGUCUAAAGACGGUUGGGUGAACAUCAUGUACCACGGCCUGGACGCGGUGGGCAUCGACCAACAGCCGGUGACCAACCAAAACCCGUGGAUGCUGCUGUACUUCAUCUCGUUCCUCCUCAUCGUCAGCUUCUUCGUGCUGAACAUGUUCGUGGGAGUGGUGGUGGAGAACUUCCACAAGUGCAGACAGCAUCAGGAGGUGGAGGAGGCGCGGAGGAGAGAGGAGAAGAGGCAGAAGAGGCUCGAGAAGAAGAGACGCAAAGCUCAGAAGACUCCGUACUACGCGUCGUACGGCCCGGCCCGGCUCUCCAUCCACUCCCUGUGCACCAGCCACUACCUCGACCUCGUCAUCACCUUCAUCAUCUGCAUCAACGUCAUCACCAUGUCCCUGGAGCACUACAGCCAGCCUCUGUCCCUGGAGACGGCGCUCAAAUACUGCAACUACUUCUUCACGUCCACGUUUGUGAUCGAGGCGUCGCUCAAACUCGUGGCGUUCGGCUUCAGACGGUUCUUCAAAGACAGGUGGAACCAGCUGGACCUGGCCAUCGUGCUGCUGUCCGUCAUGGGCAUCACCCUGGAGGAGAUCGAGAUCAACGCGUCUCUGCCCAUCAACCCAACCAUCAUCAGGAUCAUGAGAGUCCUGAGGAUCGCACGAGUGCUGAAGCUGCUGAAGAUGGCCACAGGGAUGAGAGCUCUGCUGGACACUGUGGUACAAGCUCUGCCUCAGGUGGGGAACCUGGGCCUGCUCUUCAUGCUUCUCUUCUUCAUCUACGCGGCUCUGGGGGUGGAGCUGUUCGGGGAGCUCGUGUGUAACGCCGAUUACCCGUGCGAGGGCAUGAGUCGCCACGCCACCUUCGAGAACUUCGGGAUGGCCUUCCUCACUCUGUUCCAGGUGUCCACCGGAGACAACUGGAACGGCAUCAUGAAGGACACGUUGCGGGAGUGUCCUCCUGACGGUCCUGGUUCAGAUUACGGUUGUCACGCGGGCCUUCAGUUCAUCUCUCCUCUGUACUUCGUGUCGUUCGUGCUCACGGCUCAGUUCGUGCUCAUAAACGUGGUGGUGGCGGUUCUCAUGAAGCACCUGGACGACUCCAACAAAGAGGCGCAGGAGGACGCCGAGAUGGACGCCGAGAUCGAGCUGGAGCUGGCGCAGGGGGGCCUCUGCUGCAUGAUGGGAAACAUCGGGGCCAUCGCCGGGGCCACGGCCGCGGCGGGGGGGGCGGUGGCGGGCGGGGCCGCGGGGGGGCUGGGAGGGGCCGGCGGAGGAGCCCUGCCCGUCGCGGCGACCGUGGGACCGCCGGGGGGGGGCGCCGGAGCCGGAGGAGGACACGAAGGACUCGCACUUCAUCAUCAUCAUCAUCAUCAUCAUCGGUGUCGCCUGUACUCACCUGCACAGGAGAGUCAGUGGCUGGACAGCGUCUCUCUGCUCAUAAAAGACUCUCUGGAGGGAGACCUGAUCGAUAACCUCUCAGGCUCCGUGUUCCACAGCUACAGCUCGGCCCCCGUGAGCGCAGACUGCAGAGGCCCCCAGGAAGUCCGGUUGGCCGAGGUGGAGCAGGCGUCGCUCACGUCUGAACAGCUCUCAGACAAGUCUUCUUCUCCCGCUCUGCCCGACGACCUGAGCCUGGACGACAGCUCCAGCCUGCAGCUCCUCCACAGGCACAACAAGAGAGGCAGCAGUGACUCUCAGAGCUCAGACGAGCGUCCAGGACAGAGGACCUUCUGUGGUCUACGGUCCAACUCCGGCAGCUCAGACGAGGGAGUCCAGACCAGAGACUUAAUCCAGACCAGAGACCAGCCCGGAGACUCGGUCCAGGCCCGGGUGGAGAGGAGGAUCUCGGGGGACUCAGAGAGGGGCACACAAACCACAGACAGUCCAGAGACGUGCAGAGAAUACGUCGUCCUUGGACAUGGACCUGCCCCAGGACCGGCCCCCGAGUCCCGCACCCCCCACGGACCUGCCCCAGGACCAGACCCAGGACCGGCCCCCGAGCCUGGCCUGAGGGAGCAACACGGACCCCCUCUGCUCAAGAGACGCACCACUCUACAGGCCACCAGGGGGCACCAGCGCAGCCAGAGCAGCGGUGGAGGCCGGCAGGACUCAGCGGAGCCGUCAGAAGACGAGAGGUCACAGGUCACCGAGAGCGACCCCUCGCCUGACGCUCCCAACAGCCUCUCCCUGUCCUCUCUGCUCGCCCCCUGCUCCAUCGCGCCCCCUCUGGUCAAGAAAUGCAACAGCACGGGCUCUCUGGACCAGGCCCGGGCCAAAGACGCUCCGCCGGCCAACGCCUGGUCCCAGAGACGACCGGACGAGCACGACGAGCGCGACGAGAUCACAGACGCCAACUCCCGAAAGAAGAGAUGA
Molecule: messenger RNA, 7635 nt
Organism: Boleophthalmus pectinirostris (great blue-spotted mudskipper)
Lineage: Eukaryota; Metazoa; Chordata; Actinopteri; Gobiiformes; Gobiidae
Product: voltage-dependent T-type calcium channel subunit alpha-1I-like
Exons: 42
Coding region: 1-7635 (2544 amino acids)
Biological process (GO): positive regulation of calcium ion-dependent exocytosis; calcium ion transmembrane transport; calcium ion import
Cellular component (GO): plasma membrane; voltage-gated calcium channel complex; neuron projection
Molecular function (GO): low voltage-gated calcium channel activity; voltage-gated sodium channel activity
Source: RefSeq, a predicted model, not a curated record